This is a messenger RNA of Felis catus (domestic cat), 1642 nucleotides long. Its product is annotated as putative olfactory receptor 52P1. Gene Ontology annotation, cellular component: membrane. The record is from RefSeq and is a predicted model, not a curated record. NCBI's taxonomy places the organism in Eukaryota, Metazoa, Chordata, Mammalia, Carnivora, Felidae. Gene Ontology annotation, biological process: G protein-coupled receptor signaling pathway. Gene Ontology annotation, molecular function: olfactory receptor activity; G protein-coupled receptor activity. Bases 501 to 1454 code for a protein of 317 amino acids. The transcript is spliced from 2 exons.
UUACACAUUCUAGUGCCCUGAAGGGAGCCUGGCUGUCUAUAAAUUGAAACAACUUAACAUCUUUCUCUUAGCAUUGUCUUAUAAGUAAAUUUACUGAUGCCUAUAGACCUACUCUGGUUAGUAAGUAUGUACGUAUCACAAAGCAAUUAAGCUUAUUUUUUAUUUUAUGUAAUUUUUUCUGGCUAGAAAUCAUGUCUAUAUCUCUAGGUGUAUUAUUUUGAUUGCUGCAUACUUAGUUCUCUGCCAACCGUCCUUUUGAAUUUUUGGUUCUACACUAAGGAGGAAAAAUCAUGGAACAUGGACAAACCUGUAAAGAUGAAGAUACUGAGAUUCAGAAUGGCGAAGUGGUUUACCUGAAGAUUUAGAGCCUUAACCCUUCUACUGUGUCUGGAUUCCCCACAUGCAGGACCAUGGUGGAGUUAGUUGCCAUCCUUCAUUCUGCGCAUAGGAGAUUAGUCUGGCUACUUUGUAUCUGAGCAUGCAAGGUCUCCAGUUCUAACAUGGCAGACAAUGCUACACAUCGCUACAUCUCAUCUUUUUUCCUGGUUGGUAUUCCUGGUUUGCAAGAUUUUCACUGCUGGAUUGGCAUCCCGGUCUGCCUCCUGUUUGCCCUGGCCCUGCUGGGGAACAGUGUAAUCAUCAUCACCAUCAAACUAGAACCAAGCCUCCACCAGCCUAUGUAUUUCUUCCUUUGUAUGCUGGCAGUGAAUGACAUGGCUCUUGCCUCUUCCAUGGCCCCCAAGAUGCUUGGUAUCUUCUGGAUGGAUGCACAUUGGAUUGACUUUGACACCUGCCUGACACAGUUGUAUUUCAUUCACACAUUCUGCAUAAUUGAAUCAUCCCUCUUGGUUGCCAUGGCCUUUGACCGCUAUGUAGCUAUUUGUAUCCCAUUGCGUUAUACAACCAUCCUGACAACACCAAUGGUCAUUAAAAUGGGUCUAGUUGGUAUGACCCGAGCUAUCCUUAUGGUUUUGCCCUGUCCUCUUCUUAUUAAAAGGCUACCAUGUUAUACUAAAUAUGUCAUCAAUCAUGCCUACUGUGAGCACAUGGCUGUGGUGAAGUUGGCCAGUGCCAACACCCUCAUUAACAGAGUGUACGGAAUCUCUGUGGCCCUUUCAGUGAUGGUGUGGGACCUAGGGCUCAUAGCCGCAUCCUAUACCAAAAUCCUCCAGGCAGUCUUCCGGCUGUCUUCCCAGAAUGCCCGCUCGAAAGCGCUGGGCACCUGUGCUGCCCAUGUGUGCACUAUACUUGUCUCCUACACCCCUGCACUGUUUAGUUUCCUAACUCACCGCAUUGGCAAGAAGGUACCUCCAAGCAUUCAUAUAAUUUUUGCGAGUUUGUAUCUUUUGGUGCCUCCCGCAGUCAAUCCCCUGGUGUAUGGCGUCAAGACCAAGCAGAUUCGUGACCGAGUGGCUGGUCUCUUCUUCCCAAGCAAGAAGAUUUCUGGAAACUAAAAUAUGUAAAUACAAACCCAUAUUGGCAGAAUCUGUUUUAUGAAGUCAUGGUAUGUUAACAGUAGUUGCAACUUUGUCCCCAAAAUGCUAUUUUUCAAUUCAGUUAUACCUUUUAGCGGGGACAUUUGAUGUUGUGUAUUUUUCUCUUAUUUUUAUUUUGUAAUAUUUCCUUGUCUUUCUCUUGUUUA